Molecule: messenger RNA, 8425 nt
Organism: Carassius gibelio (silver crucian carp)
Lineage: Eukaryota; Metazoa; Chordata; Actinopteri; Cypriniformes; Cyprinidae
Product: adenylate cyclase type 9-like
Exons: 10
Coding region: 1367-5527 (1386 amino acids)
Biological process (GO): adenylate cyclase-activating G protein-coupled receptor signaling pathway; cyclic nucleotide biosynthetic process; intracellular signal transduction
Molecular function (GO): adenylate cyclase activity
Source: RefSeq, a predicted model, not a curated record
UUGAGGCCUGGGAGAGAGAGAGAGAGAAAAAAAAAAAACUUUCGUCUUCAUUUUGAACACUUUGCAUUGGAAUGAACUGAUAUUAUCUCCAAGUAACUGGUUAAAAGGGAUUACACACAAACAAGGAUAUAUACUUUGCCUCAGCACACUUUGACUUGUCAAAUGCCAUCAGUGUUUUCUUCUUCUUGGAAGUUGAAAUCUUUCAGUAUUGGUCUUCUGAAGUUGGCAGAUAGAUAUGCACGAGCGCGCUGCUCCCUCACGCGAACGGCUGAUGUCAUCUGAAGUUGUCACGACGUCAACUUGAGCUUGAAGUGUUUUUAUGCGCUUUGAAAGCUGGAAAACUCACGGUGGACUUAGGGAGCGGGUUUUCAGGAAAGGACGGGGCUGCUCCGCGGGAAUAGGCCAUCUCUGACCCUCGACAGUGCAGUGACGGGAUCGGCCUUGAGUUUUGAAGGGAAAACACGGGCAGCUUUCCCGUGAGGCAUUUAUUUUUCCUCAGUUUACGGAAUAUAAGGACGACUCUGGCUACUUCGUUAUGUCAGAACCUAAGGGGAAUACACUGUUAGAUAUUUCUGAAUACAUUUUCUUUUUUUCUUUUUUUUGACCGCAUAAAGGGAAAAGUGGCGCACUUAAAAAUAAAAAAAUAAAUCUCAGAAACUGGCGCCUUUUUUAGAAGCUAAUAUUCUGUGGAAAAACAGCGACCGUUACGUUUGGUGUUUGUGGAGUUAAAACUGAAACCGAGUAAUUUACAAGAGAUGUGUCAAAUCUGGCAUUUGGAAAUAUGAAAUAUAAACUUGUAUUACCUUUGGAUGUCAUUUGGGAAGGGAAAGUAAAUUCAAACAUCGUCGAGCAUUGGAGAGGGUGUUUGAGGGACAGUGUUGACUGGAUUAAAAAAAACUAACGUUAAUUGAAAAGCCGCUUCAGAAGAACACCCUAUGUAUGUGAUCUAACCUCCUUAUUUUAUAUAUAUAUUUUUUCUAAUCCUAACGAUACGUACUUGCUCCUAUGGUGUUGAAUUCGUAUUUAAAGCGAUGUGCCCAAAAAAGCAGGAUCGAGCGGGUGACAGUGCGUCAGUGUCGGCCGCGCGUACGGAGCAAGAGUAUACUCAUGCGCGUUCACACGCCACUUAGCCAAAGAAUAUAAUGGAAUCCGAGUGCUGACGUAAUCCCAGCACGGAUAAGGAACUGCUCAAGAGUCCGGUCCAUCUUCACAGUGAAUGCCCUUGUAAUUUACUUCCAGCUGGACACUUUUCUAAUACAAUCUGUGCUUUUUGUUCUUCCAUGAAUCCAUGUCAAGUGCCACUUCCUCUGUAAUGUCAGCAGUAGGUGAUAUGUGUUAAAUAAAAGUCAGUUCUUGUCUCAUCACCAUGGCAUUGCCAGAGCAGCACCAGCCUCUGCACGAGACGGAGAUGAGGUGUGAUAGUGAAGUGGGAGCUGCUACUGUGCAGAUAACAGACAGCCGUAAUCAACAGGUGGGUCCAGGUAAAGAGGACGACCCAGUCGACAUGGGCUCCUCCAAACCUUGCAAAUACAGUAUCUCGUCAAGCUGCAGCUCGGGGGAGUUGGGUGUUCCCAGGGCUGUGAGGACUCGUCGGAGCAGACCGAGGAGAGUGCCGCCACUUUUUGAGAGGUCUGCCGCGCAGUGCUGGGACCCCAAGUUUAACUCAGCCAUCCUGGAGGAGGCAUGCAGGGAACGUUGCUUCCCGCAGAUGCAGAGGAGGUUCCGCUACAUACUGUUUUACCUGGCUACCGCCGCGCUUCUGUGGGGGAUAUACUUUGGGAUCAAUAGCACCAGGUGUGACCCUACAAAGUUCCUGGUACCCACGUCAGGGUUUCUUGUACUCUGCCUCCUCCUCCUCUGGUUUACGUUCUCAAGGCCAUAUGCACGUUACUACAACCACACAUCCUUCCUACUUACGGUGAUCAUGUUUGGGAUCACCCUGGCGCCUCAAAUGCACACUGCACACUUUGCUAAUUUUGAUGUACAAAUAAAUAAUUCACUAUUAUCUACGUCUCAAAAUGCUCCAUGUAUAUCACCCGUUGGGACGUUCUCCCUCUGUAUAGAGGUGCUGCUUUUGCUGUACAGUGUGUUGCACUUGCCCCUGUAUGUGUCGGUGCUUCUCGGCCUGCUGUAUUCUGUCCUCUUUGAGGCUUUAGGCUGGCUGAACCUUGCUCAGAUGGAUGAUGGCAAUGUAGGGUCGAAUAGGUUGGUCUUGCAAACUCUGAGCUGGCUUGUCCUAGGUAAAGUCCUGCUGCACCUGUGUGCACAUAUCAUUGGCAUCCACAUCUUCAUCAUGUCCGAAGUGCGCUCUCGGAGUACCUUUCUCAAAGUAGGUCAGGCAAUCAUGCACGGGAAGGGCCUUGAGGUGGAGAAGGCACUGAAGGAGCGGAUGAUCCACUCCGUGAUGCCCCAGGUGGUGGCGGACGAGCUCAUGAAGCAAGGAGACGAGGAAAGCGAGAGCUCUGGGAAACGAUACAGCGCAGGUGCCUGCUCCGUCAACGCUUCGUCCACCGCAACCUCGUCCAGCCCCAAAAGCAACAAGCGUAAGAAGAACUCUAUCCCUCGUGGACAAAUCAUUUUCAGGCCCUUCAACAUGAAGCGCAUGGAGCCGGUGAGCAUCCUCUUUGCAGACAUCGUGGGAUUCACUAAAAUGAGUGCCAACAAGUCCGCCCCUGCACUGGUGGGAUUGCUUAAUGACCUCUUCGGUCGCUUCGACCGUCUGUGUGAGUCGACCCACUGCGAGAAGAUCAGCACUCUAGGAGAUUGCUACUAUUGCGUGGCGGGCUGCCCCGAGCCACACACCGAUCACGCGUACUGCUGUGUGGAAAUGGGGCUCGGGAUGAUCCAGGCCAUCGAGCAGUUCUGCCAGGAGACGUCGGAGACCGUGGACAUGCGUGUCGGCGUGCACACCGGAACAGUGCUGUGUGGUAUUCUGGGAAUAAAACGCUUUAAGUUUGACGUUUGGUCCAAUGAUGUCAACUUGGCCAAUCUUAUGGAACAGCUGGGCGUGGCGGGAAAGGUGCACUUGUCGGAGAUCACAGCAAGUUUUUUGGAUGACCGUUAUGAGAGGGAGGAUGGACGAGUGAUGGAACGUGUUGGGCACAGUGUUACUGAUCAGCUGAAAGGUUUAAAGACGUAUCUGAUCUCGGGAAGGAAGAUGGGCUCGCACUGUGGCUGUUCCCAGGUCAGUCUGGGUCGAGACUUGAGCCCGUCCUCAAACACACACGCUCCAGAUCACACACACCGCGUCGCCGCUGAACCGCUGUUGCACGACGAGCCUGUGUGUACAUCAUGCAGCAUCUCUGUAGCUGUUGUUGACCGUCCGAUAGCCGAUGAAGCAACUCGAAACGGCUGCCAGGAUGAACACCGAGACAACAGCAGCAAGUAUCCUGUUGGCCGGAGUCCUAAAACCCUGAACGGUCUGUUGAGUCCUCAGUGUGAGGAGCGGGUGACGGUCAGCCAGUCGUCUCUGUGCGACAAACUCCAGGACAGGAGCUGGGUAGGAAGUGUGGCCACCGAAGGAGGCAUGGACCACUCAGCCAUCCUCCCGCUGCGCUCCAAGAACUUCAGGGAGAAAAGCGACGUGCACUUUGUGGAAGUGAUAAAGGGAGACAGUCUGAUGAAGGAUUACUUCUUCAAACCGCCCAUCAACAAGCUGAGCCUGAACUUCCUUGAGAAAUCUCUGGAAUCAGCUUAUCGCACCAGCUACCACGCUGAGGUGUUGAAUCCGGUGCCGGUGCGGACGUUUGCCAGUCCAGUCUUCAGCUCUCUGCUCGACAUUCUGCUGUCUUGUGCCGUUUUCCUCGCCCUGACCUUUGCCUGCUUCCUGUAUCCCCUUGUUACAAUGGAGACGCCCCUGGCAGCCACACUCUGUCUGGCCGUCACAGCCGCUCUGCUGGAACUGGUUUCUCUCGUUCUGGCCAUUCGUAUGGUGUUCUGUCUGGAUGAUGUACAGAACUGUACCCGCUCUCUGUUGAAGCUGGUGUCCGGCUGGCUCCUGCGUCAUGUGAUCGGGGCUGUGCUCGUGUCACUUCCUGCGGUGUCCGUCUUCUCCCAUCUGGUUUACAGUCUGCAGAUGCCCAUCCAGGUGACCAUGUUCCUGUGCUGUGCUCUCAUUAUUGCUAUUAUCCAGUACUGUAACUUCUGCCAGCUGAGUUUCUGGAUGCGCUCCGCUCUGGCCACCGUGGCUGGUGUGUCUUUACUCGUCCUGCUCUACAGUGCCACCAGCAGGCCCAGCGCCACUGACAGUUUUCCAACCUCUAGGAACAUGAGCAACCAGAGUGCCGGAGUAAAUCAGACAGGUGAGUUGGACUCUGCACCCACAGCGCUCGACCUGCUCGUCCUAGAGACCGUACUCUCAUUCUUCCUCCUGCUGAUGCUGGUUUGGUUUCUCAACCGGGAAUUCGAGGUCAGCUACCGCCUGCAUUACCACGGGAAUGUGGAAGCUGACAAGCAUCGCAUCAAGAUCCAAGCCAUGCGAGAUCAAGCGGACUGGCUGCUGCGUAACAUCAUCCCCAUCCAUGUUGCCGAGCAUCUGGAGGUGAACCAGAGUUACUCUAAAAAUCACGAGAACGUCGGAGUCAUCUUCGCAAGUAUUGUCAACUUCAGCGAGUUCUACGAAGAGAGCUACGAGGGCGGGAAAGAGUGCUACAGAGUACUUAAUGAACUCAUCGGAGACUUUGACGAACUGUUGCGCAAGCCUGCAUUCUCAAACGUAGAGAAGAUUAAAACCAUUGGUGCCACCUACAUGGCAGCGUCUGGAUUAAAUGGACAGCAGUGCCAAGAGCAGCCACACCCGCACGCCCACCUACGUGCCCUCUUUGACUUUGCCCUUGAAAUGAUGCGCGUGGUGGAUGAUUUUAACAAGAACAUGUUGGGUUUCAAGUUCAAGCUUCGAAUUGGUUUCAACCAUGGGCCCCUGACUGCCGGCGUCAUCGGCACUACCAAGCUGCUUUACGACAUAUGGGGCGACACGGUCAACAUCGCUAGCCGCAUGGACAGCACGGGAGUGGAGUGCCGCAUACAAGUUAGCGAAGAGAGUCACUGUGUGCUUAACAGAAUGAACUACACCUUUGAUUAUCGUGGCACUGUAAACGUGAAAGGAAAAGGGCAGAUGAGGACUUACCUGUAUCCCCAAAUGAACGAAGGCAGAUCGGGGUCCACACAAAGCCUGGAACAAGGCCAGGUGGAUGGCACACUUGCCAAUGCAACAACAACAACAUCCACUGCACCACUACACCCUCCAUCCACCCCUCUCAAUGUUGCCUCAAUCAGUGGCCACGGUGUGCCUCAGGGCCGUGUAUUAGGCCCGUCUCAGAUUACAAAGACGUUACACCAAGACACUAAGGACAAUUCUCCUGUCCCAGAGCUCACAGAACAGGAUUACGAGAGUCCUUAUCAAGCACCAUCACUAAGUGGUACAUCAGUAGCACAACUAUACGCACCAUUAGCCAGACCAGAGACACCUUUACAAGGAGAGGAGGAUGAAGCUGCAGAUGAGCGUACAAAGCUCAGGGCAGCGGAGUGAUUCAAGUUUCCUCCUCACGUCAGCUGACCUUCUUUAAGAGCUAAUCAGCAGUUAAUUUUCAGACUCUACUUCUUUCAAGGGGCUUUUCUGACCACAACUGUUGGAGUUCCAACGAGUAGCAUUAGCCUGUAUAGGGCAUAUGUGUUGAUAACGUGACCUAAAUAGAAAAAUGGAUGCUCUAAGCAUCUGCUGUGUGGAUCACAGUGUAGCACAGAGUAGGGAAAUGGAUGGAGUUUAUAUUUCUGAUGUUCUCCAAUUAGGUUUUUUGUUUUGUUUAUAAAGUGCCUUCACAAUAUGUAAGAUCAGUCAAAUGAACAAAUGAAAGAAACGUUUGAACAAAUAUAUCAGCAUGGCUUUUUGAAGAGAUGUGGACAGUGAAAAUGCAGUUUUUUUGUAAUGUAUUACACCUCUAAUGCCAUAUUCAUUUUUUUUUUUUCAUUUAUUUCAGUAUUUCUUUCUCGCUCAAAAUAAUCAAAAACGAGCCAGUUGCUAAUUAAAAACUGGUUGUUUUAAGGUUAUUCUAAUGAAUAUAUACAGUAUAGCAGUCACUUAUCACGUUACAAUAAAACCAAGGCAAGGGUGGAUAGAUAUAGAUGAGCUUCCAGCACUUCUGUCCACAAUGCCCGUAUUAAUAUCCAGUAUAUAUGUCAGGAAACAAUGUAGCUUUUAUCGAUGGGAGGUAAAAUGUCUCACGCACAAUAGCACCCUAAACUCAUAAAAUAAGGGAAAACAGCACAAUCAGCCUUAUUUUUUAAAAUGCAAUCAAAAAGGAUGGUAGAAACCAUGCUGUGCACGCUCUCCCCUUCAUUAAAGGACACAAGGGCUCAUGAUUGUAAUGCAUUGGGAAAAUCAGAGUAUAAUGUUUGUGUUUGGAGGUUCAGUGCAUUUUUUUUCUUGCAUAAAAUUUUGCCACACAAUUUAGUGUUUCUCAUUGCCUGAGGGAAUGUCCUGCAGGAUUCAAUUUAAUAAAUAUGUUUUUUUUUUCUUAGCAUGGCACUCGACAGUAUUUAAGGAUCUUAACACAGCAGAACGAGCUCUGUGUUUUUUUUUUUUUUUUUCACUAAAUAUAUCCAGUAAACUCAAGCCAGCAAAGCCUUCAAUGAAGUGUUCAGUUGAACAGAUUUUGUAGCUGAAUUGUUUAGCAGUGCAUUUAAAUUCAUUUCAUUCAGUGCCUCAAACGUUCUCAUAUUCGAAUCAGUUGUUUCUCACUGUGAUCAUGCCAGCAGAGUCGGAGCUGGUAUUGCCGUAGGUUUUAUUGAUCACACUGCAGUUGUGAUACCCGUUCACUCCAUGGCCUUGAGGUAGAAGGUUCUAUGUCGCCAUAUUUGGCGAGCGGCUUGCAAUUUUGUUAUAAUACAUUAAUUUCUGCCUACUCUUUUGGAAGAUUUGUAUCUGAUAGUGUUUGUGUGUGUCAAUUAUGUUAAGAUUUUGACAGCAGUUCUUCCAAUUUUUUUUUUUUGACAUUUGUGCAGAGAUUUUCAUUGCUUCUCUCCAACUGAUUUAUUUGUCUCUGAUGAGUUCAUAACACUAGAUAAUCUAAUACUCUGCAGUAUAUCUCGCGAUGUGUCUUACAUUUCAAUCAUCAGUCGAACAAAGCAACAUUAGUUUCUCAAAGCAAGUCUGCAUCCUCUACCGUCAUGUAUAGUGAAUAAGCUUGGCUCUGAGGUUUGAUGAGGACCGAUUUCUUUCUUUAUUCCUGUUUACACAGCGAUCACUAGUUUGUUCUCAAAAAUGGACGGAAUCCAGUGCCUUUUUGUUCACUUUUUCCCCUUUCAAUCGUUAAUAGCAGGUUGCUUCAGAGUCAAACUAUCGGGGGUCUUUUGAUGCUGCAACUUUCACACCUGCAAUUUUAUGUUUUUGUAUCAUUAUUAUGAUUAUUUCCUCUUUGAUGUGAAUUAUAAUUCCAGCCUUUUUUUUUGUACACUGUGUAUCUUUAAAAUGGAACUCUUCGGGAUGGAAAAGGGAUUUGAUUUUGCUGUUAAUUGCUUUAUGGUGCACUGCUUUCCAGCCAACACAUUCACCUUUGAGUUCUUGCAUCACUCCAUUGGCUAAAGAAACCCAGUGCUGACAGUAUUGAAUUAUAAUUAAUUGUGCAUAUUGUCUGUGGUUUUGUAUUAAAUGCAUUUGUAUUUAUUGGGGCUGUGCAUGAAUUGGUGUGCAGCCACAGAGCCUAAUAUCAAAAGGGCAUAUUUAUGAAAGGGAGCCACUUAAAGCAAGGAGAAAUGGGUUUUUGCACCCAGUUUCAACUGAGGUAACAAGCACCGAAGGCCUAAACUCUUGAAAAGUGCCUCCGAUUCAAUUCUACUAAAGUUUUAUGAUAUUUGAAAUCAACUAAAAUGGAAAGGUGUGAAUUUGAUCUUGUUUUAUGUGAUCGUUCCCACGUGAAUCACACUGCUUCACUCUUUUGUUUUUGUAUAAAUUUGAACAAAUCUCAAUCGGUUAAGAGUGCAAAUAUUCAUAUUUGAGUGCAAAUCUAAAACCAAGUUGUUUUGGUGCUCAUGAGUGUUAAAAAAUGCCCUUAAAUAUGACUUCACAUGCUUUUAUUAACUGUGCAUUAGUUAUUUUGUGCCAUUUAUGGGAAUAUGUGUAUACCAAAGAUUUUUAAUAGUGUGGGCGGAAGCUGCAAGACAGAUAUUUUUGUAGUAGUUGUUGUUUUUUUUCCCCCAGCAGCACAAGUUCAUCAAUCAUUUGUUCUUAUGCACAUGAAACACAGCGGGUAUUGAUAUAUUAGCCAUUAUAUUCAGGCAAAAAGCAUAAUCUGUAUACAUUUGCACAGUGCACUCACUUUGUAUGUACAUACCAUGUAUUGUUUCAUUUGAUUUUUAUGUUUCAAAGUUGAUAUUACAUGUGCAUGUGCCAGAUUUGGAGAGUAGAAAAACAAUGAAAAGAUAACCAGAA